AUGUGGAGAUCAUGGAGCAGACAAUUUUCCGUCGUGGAGGUCCCUGACCAAUCGAUCUUGCUUCACUCCCAGGCACUUUCCAGCAUAAUCGUGGCCCCGAGAAGCGAAAACAACCGCACCUAUGCAGAUCAUGGUGCAGGCAAUUUUCCGUCGAGGAGCCACAAGAAGCGAAAACAACCGCACCUAUGCAGAUCAUGGAGCAGGCAAUUUUCCAUCGUGGAGGUCCCUGACCAAUCGCUCUCGCUUCACUCCCAGGCACUUUCCAGCAUAAUUGCGGCCGCGAGAAGCGAAAACAGCCGCACCUGUGCAGAUCAUGGAGCAUGCAAUUUUCCGUCGUGGAGCCCUAAGAAGCGAAAACAGCCGCAUAUGCGCAGAUCAUGGAGCAGGCAAUUUUCCGUCGUGGAGGUCCCUGACCAAUCGAUCUCGUUUCACUCCCAGGCACUUUCCAGCAUAAUUGCGGCCCCGAGAAGCGAAAACAACCGCACCUAUGCAGAUCAUGGAGCAGGCAAUUUUCCGUCGAGGAGCCGCGAGAAGCGAAAACAGCCGCACCUGUGCAGAUCAUGGAGCAGACAAUUUUCCGUCGUGGAGAUCCCUGACCAAUCGCUCUCGCUUCACUCCCAGGCACUUUCCAGCAUAAUUGCAGGCACUUUCCAGCAUAAUUGCAGCCGCGAGAAGCGAAAACAGCCGCACCUAUCCAGAUCAUGGAGCAGGCAAUUUUCCGUCGUGAAGGUCCCUGACCAAUCGCUCUCGCUUCACUCCCAGGCACUUUCCAGCAUAAUUGCGGUCGUGGAGGUCGCUGACCCAUCGCUCUCGCUUCACUCGCAGGCACUUUCCAGCAUAAUUGCAGCCCCGAGAAGCGAAAACAGCCGCACAUGUGCAGAUCAUGGAGCAGGCAAUUUUUCGUCGUGGAGCCCCGAGAAGCGAAAACAACCGCACCUGUGCAGAUCAUGGAGCAGGCAAUUUUCCGUCGUGGAGGUCCCUGACCAAUCGAUCUCGCUUCACUCCCAGGCACUUUCCAGCAUAAUUGCGGCCCCGAGUAGCGAAAACAGCCGCACCUGCGCAGAUCAUGGAGCAGCCGCGAGAAGCGAAAACAGCCGCACCUGUGCAGAUCAUGGAGCAGACAAUUUUCCGUCGUGGAGGUCCCUGACCAAUCGCUCUCGCUUCACCUCCAGGCACUUUCCAGCAAAUUGCGGCCCCGAGAAGCGAAAACAACCGCACCUGCGCAGAUCAUGGAGCAGGCAAUUUUCUGUCGUGGAGGUCCCUGACCAAUCGCUCUUGCUUCACUCCCAGGCACUUUCCAGCAUGAUUGCAGCCGCGAGAAGCGAAAACAGCCGCACCUGUGCAGAUCAUGGAGCAGGCAAUUUUCCGUCGUGGAGCCCCGAGAAGCGAAAACAGCCGCACCUGCGCAGAUCAUGGAGCAGGCAAUUUUCCGUUGUGGAGGUCCCUGACCAAUCGAUCUCGCUUCACUCCCAGGCACUUUCCAGCAUAAUUGCGGCCCCGAGAAGCGAAAACAACCGCACCUGCGCAGAUCAUGGAGCAGGCAAUUUUCCGUCGUGGAGCCCCGAGAAGCGAAAACAGCCGCACCUGUGCAGAUCAUGGAGCAGGCAAUUUUCCGUCGUGGAGGUCCCUGACCAAUCGAUCUCGCUUCACUCCCAGGCACUUUCCAGCAUAAUUGCGGCCGCGAGAAGCGAAAACAACCGCACCUGUGCAGAUCAUGGAGCAGACAAUUUUCCGUCGUGGAGCCCCGAGAAGCAAAAACAGCCGCACAUGUGCAGAUCAUGGAGCAGACAAUUUUCCGUCAUGGAGGUCCCUGACCAAUCGAUCUCGUUUCACUCCCAGGCACUUUCCAGCAUAAUUGCGGCCCCGAGAAGCGAAAAAAGUUGCACCUGUGCAUAUCAUAGAGCAGGCAAUUUUCCGUUGUGGAGCCCCGAGAAGCAAAAACAGCCGCACCUGUGCAGAUCAUGGAGCAAGCAAUUUUCCGUCGUGGAGGUCCCUUACCAAUCGAUCUCGCUUCACUCCCAGGCACUUUCCAGCAUAAUUGCGGCCCCGAGAAGCGAAAACAACCGCACCUGCGCAGAUCAUGGAGCAGGCACUUUCCAGCAUAAUUAUAGCCCCGAGAAGCAAAAACAGCCGCACAUGUGCAGAUCAUGGAGCAGGCAAUUUUCCGUCAUGGAGGUCCCUGACCAAUCGCUCUCGCUUCACUCCCACGCACUUUCCAGCAUGAUUUCAGCCGCGAGAAGCGAAAACAACCGCACCUGUGCAGAUCAUGGAGCAGACAAUUUUCCGUCGUGGAGCCCCGAGAAGCAAAAACAGCCGCACAUGUGCAGAUCAUGGAGCAGACAAUUUUCCGUCGUGGAGGUCCCUGACCAAUCGAUCUCGCUUCACUCCCAGGCACUUUCCAGCAUAAUUGCGGCCCCGAGAAGCGAAAACAACCGCACUUACGCAGAUCAUGGAGUAGGCAAUUUUCCGUCGUGGAGCCCCGAGAAGCGAAAACAGUCGCACAUGUGCAGAUCAUGGAGCAGGCAAUUUUCCGUCGUGGAGGUCCCUGACCAAUUGCUCUCGCUUCACUCCCAGGCACUUUCCAGCAUAAUUGCGGCCGCGAGAAGCGAAAACAGCCGCACCUGCGCAGAUCAUGGAGCAGGCAAUUUUCCGUCGUGGAGCCUCGAGAAGCGAAAACAGCCGCACCUGUGCAGAUCAUGGAGCAGGCAAUUUUCCGUCGUGGAGGUCCCUGACCAAUCGAUCUCGUUUCACUCCCAGGCACUUUCCAGCAUAAUUGCGGCCCCGAGAAAUGAAAACAACCGCACCUGCGCAGAUCAUGGAGCAGGCAAUUUUUCGUCGUGGAGGUCCCUGACCAAUCGCUCUCGCUUCACUCUUAGGCAUAUUCCAGCAUCAUUGCAGCCGCACCUGUGCAGAUCAUGGAGCAGGCAAUUUUCCGUCGUGGAGGUCCCUGACCAAUCGCUCUCGCUUCACUCCCAGGCACUUUCCAGCAUAAUUGUGGGCACUUUCCAGCAUAAUUACGGCCCCGAGAAGCGAAAACAGCCGCACAUGUGCAGAUCAUGGAGCAGGCAAUUUUCCGUCGUGGAGGUCCCUGACCAAUUGCUCUCGCUUCACUCCCAGGCACUUUUCAGCAUAAUUGCAGCCGCGAGAAGCGAAAACAGCCGCACCUGCGCAGAUCAUGGAGCAGGCCAAAUUCCGUCGUGGAGGUCCCUGACCAAUCGAUCUGGCUUCUUUCCCAGGCACUUUCCACCAUAA
Closterium sp. Yama58-4 is the source of this 3252-nucleotide messenger RNA. The record is from the annotation of a GenBank genome assembly. NCBI's taxonomy places the organism in Eukaryota, Viridiplantae, Streptophyta, Zygnematophyceae, Desmidiales, Closteriaceae.